This is a messenger RNA of Ylistrum balloti, 2736 nucleotides long. RefSeq lists its product as uncharacterized. Gene Ontology annotation, molecular function: DNA-binding transcription factor activity; zinc ion binding. The annotation marks the transcript as partial. The record is from RefSeq and is a predicted model, not a curated record. The transcript has 13 exons. NCBI's taxonomy places the organism in Eukaryota, Metazoa, Mollusca, Bivalvia, Pectinida, Pectinidae.
AAUGAGAGCAAAUUGCCGUGGGUACAGUAUUUUGAUGCUGAUCAUGUUACUGACCCCUACCAUGGCCAGGUUUCUGAUCCUGAGGACUGCAAUGACAUUAUUCGUGAAUUCUGCUACCAGACAUCCACUACGUACUCUGUGACAAGAUGUACGAAGAAUUUUGGACAUUUUAGUCUUGAACUUAAUGGAGUUGAAGACCAUUUUGUUCGAUUCAAAGAUGAAGGAAAGGUUGCCCACCAGUGUGACAUUCCAUCAAAUGGUGCACCUUUUAUGAUAGUGGGCCUAAAACUGAUGGAAUGUCAUCAAGGCCCUCAGCACAGGACCAAAAAAACAAAAGACACCAAUCAAAGCCAGGUGGGAGAACAUGGCUAUAGCUUGCUGUCAAGCAGGAAGAGGCUGACAGGUACAAAAAAAAAAGGAUGUCCUGCGGCUAUAGUAAUGAGGGAAGUCAUUCAUUUCGACCAGUACAAGGUUCCACAGGAUACAAGGUACUGGCGUGAAGGUAUGUCAACAAAACUGAGAAAUGACCUUCAUUCAUCCUGCUAUGAGCAGGUUGAACAACGCAAAGUCAUAUAUAUAGAUCUCCCAAAGGAACACAAAAAUCACAUCCUGGGAAUGGCUGCUGAUUUAAAAUCCCCAAUUGAUGAAAGAGUUCUGAAGAAAAUUUGUAAGCUUGUAGAUGAAGGGGUCUAUAAUCCAAAAGAAAUGCAUCGACACCUUAAGAUCUACAUAAAAGAUCUCUUCAAAGACCGAGAGUUGCCCAGAGUCACAAAUCGGCGAUUUUAUCCAAGCAAAGAUGACCUCAGAAAAAUUAUAUAUCGGCAGAGGCGCAAAACAUUGCACAGCCUGAUUGACCAGGAAGACCUGGAAGAGAAAAUACGUGUGUGGCAAGAGGAGCGUCCAGAUGACAUGUGGACUUUCCGAAAGUCAUCAUUUGUGAAGCGUCCUGUCAUUGAAGAUGACUUUGAAGAGGAUGGUGGCUGCUUUGUUGUAAAUGAAGAUCAGUCUUUCCUAGUCAUUUACCAGUCUUCCUGGCAGAGAAGAUUGCUUUCACGGUAUGGAAAGGAGCUUGUGUAUCUGGAUGCCACAUACAGAACCACAAAGUAUGCAUUGCCAUUGUUUUUUCUGUGUGUUCAGACAAAUGAUGGCUUCUGUGUUGUUGGUGCUUUCAUCACAGAAAGAGAAGACUCCAUCUCAGUAGCAGAAGCUUUACAAGUCAUCAAGGAUAACAAUCCAAACUGGACCUGUAAAGGUUUCAUGAUAGAUUCCUCUGAGGUAGAAGCAAAUGCCAUUCAGAAUGUUUUCCCAGGUUCAAACAUCUUCAUAUGCGACUUUCAUAGAAAACAAGCCUGGCACAGAUGGUUGGUUGCCUCAAAGCAUGAUGUGACAAGUCAAGAUCAAACUUCAGAGUUAUUAAAUUCAGUGGCAGAGUCAUUUACUGAAGCUGAUUUCAACAAGAAUUUGAAGAACCUUCAUGACAGUGAAAUAUGGAAGAGUCAGCCAAAGCUUCGUCAAUAUAUCAAUGGGCAAUGGCUAGCCAAUGAUAAACACAAGAUGUGGGUGUGGGCCUAUAGAGGAGAUGGUCUCACUCUGGUUGUAAACACCAACAAUGGUGUUGAAGCACAGAACAAGGUGUUUAAGUAUGAAUACCUUGCAUCACUACCCAUGAAGACUGUGUCCAGUCUGAUGACCCUCCUUGUAGACGAUUUUUUCGUGGAUUCAUAUCGAAAAUAUCUUCAGAGCAAUGUUACCAUGUCAGCUGGUUGGAGGGAGCCAUCUGUCUCCAUUCCAAAAGAGCUCCACCACCGACCCAGGUACUUUGUACAGCACAUCAGGGAUGCCACACAAAAGUGUGCAGACAUCACUGCCAGCAUGAUCACCUCGGUGACAGAUACAGAGUUUCUAGUGCAGUCAGCUAGCCAUCAGUCACGUGUCUACAGAGUCAGUUUGGGUGGAGAAUCCAUUAUGCCAUCUUGUGAGUGCAGGGAAUUUAUGAAAACACAUCUUCCUUGCAAACAUUUCUGUGCUUUGAUGUGCCAUUUUGCAGGUGAUAUUACUUGGAACUCCUUGCCAGAAUUCUACAUAAACAACCCUCAUUUCAUCAUUGAUGAGGAUUGUGUAAACCUGACAGAGUUCCAAGAUACCCCUCAGGAAUCCCAAGGAAAUACCACACCAGCUCCAUGCCAGGCUAGAGAGGACAUAGAAGUCAAAGACCAGAAGCAUCCUCAUGGGCCUUCACUAGGGGAGUCUGCCAAGCGGGUCAGGGAGCUGCUGCAGUAUAUCCGUAACCUUUCCUACAUCGCAGAUUCUAUGGAGGUGAUGGAGGAAGUGAGGGAGCAGCUGUCAGCAAUAGCUGAUCAACUGAGACAGAAAUGUCCAGCUAGUGGAACUUUGCUUUUGGAGCAGCCUGCACCAGCCAAGAUCUUUACUAAAAAGAGAAAAUUUCCCAACAACAAAGAGUCUUUGAAACAGUUACCAACUAGGGCCAAGAGAAGACGUACUACCAAACACAAAUAUCAGACAGUAUAUGAUGAUUCUGGUGCUCUGUUUCAUUCAGUAAAGGAAUCCAUCAAAGAUGAAGCUAAGCCUUUGGAAAAAAAACACAAAAGGAAAAAGACCAGAAAGACAUUUAUCAGUGAUGUAAGAGGAUCUUCAGAAAAUGUACAAAAAAGUACUUCAAAAUCUCCCAAGUACUCCACUUCCAGGUUUGAAGUUUUGGAAAGAAUUCAAGGUUAG